UUUUGAGAGAGGGGGGUGUUCAAUUUGGAAGCAACAGCUAAGGCUUUUUCCAUUGAGGUGCUCUUUUUGGGCUCCCGAAACAGAAAAUUAGAAAUUCACACAUAGGUCAUGCACAUAGAUAAAUACUACAUGGUGGGGAUUGGAAAUAGAAAGAAUGAAAAGAGGAACAUGAAAAGGGUCUCUGAAUCUAAUCCAUUUCCUCUUCUCCUCCUCUCCCUUUCCCCUUUCUAAUCAACUUUCAUGCCCAAAAGCGUUUCGUUUGUCCUCUAAAACCACAAACCAUCACCUAAACUCCUAAAGCGAUAUUCAAUUUUGUGCGAGAAUGGUUACUGGGUGGAGAAGAGCGUUCUGCACAUCCAUCCCCAAAGACAGAGAACCCAAAGUGUUGACAGAGAAACAACAACAGCAUUGCGAAAACAAUAGCAGCAACAACAACAAUAGCACCACCACCAAUCACAGUCCCAAAAUCAGUUCCAAGUUUAGAUUUUUCUCCAACCCAUCAACACCCCGUUGUGAAUCUCAACUUUCAUCAACCCCUAGCCUCCGUUGUCGAACCACUUGCUCAGUCCCAAACAGCCCAAAACUUCAAUGCAAAACAAAAACUCCAAGGUUUUUCCAUAACUCCAAUCCCUCAUCGCCCAAGUCGCCAUCGAGUUUUUCACUUCUCAAAUCAACUCUACGACUAUCCAAAAGUCGAUGUGGAAUCUGUAUGCAGAGCGCGAGGAGUGGGCAAGGAACAGCAAUUUUCACAGCGGAAUGCUCUCACACGUUUCACUUCCCUUGCAUAGUGAAGAAGCACCCGAUCGUCACGUGCCCCGUGUGCAACACUAGCUGGAAGGAGCUUCCGGUGCUCUCCAUCAACAACAACAACAACGACAAGAGCGACAAGAGAGGCUUCAAGGUCUACAACGACGACGAGCCUCUCAUGUCUCCAACUUCACUCUCUCGCUUCAAUCCUAUUCCCGAGUCAGAAAACGAAGACGAAGAACAAGAACAAGAUAACAUUAACACGGAGUUUAAGGGCUUUCAUGUCAAUCCACUUCCCAAUUUACAUUCAACGACGGUGAUUAGGAGGAACCUCCAGCUAUCGUUGCUGCCGGAGGCGGCCAUUGUCGCCGCCAACCGAAACUACGAGAGUUACGUCGUCGUUUUGAAGCUCAAGCCGCCGCACGUGACGAAAACGUCGCGUCGUGCUCCAAUUGACCUCAUCGCCGUGCUCGACGUCGGUGGCGCCAUGUCCGGCAGCAAGCUCCGUCUCAUGAAAAGCUCCAUGCGGCAAGUGAUCUCGUCGCUCCGUCCAACCGAUCGUCUUUCCAUCGUCGCAUUCUCGGCCGGAUCCAAGCGGCUGCUUCCGCUGCGGCGAAUGACCGGUGGCGGCCAGCGGUCAGCGCGGCGGAUCGUCGACGCGCUCGCCGCGAUUGAUCAAACAAGAGAAGGAACUCCGGUGAAGAACGACGCCGUGAAAAAAGCCGCGAAAGUUCUCGAGGAUCGCCGCGAGAAGAACGCCGUGGCGAGCAUUGUAGUCCUCUCCGAUCUGAACGACUCACGCGCUGGAAACAACAUGCACAAACCCUCGCUUGUUUCCACCACGCGGCUUGCCCACCUCGAAGUCCCAGUGCACGCGGUGCGGUUGGGAGAGUGUUCCCACGCGCUCUCAGACGACGCGCUGGCGAAUUUCGUGGGAGGUUUGUUGAACGUGGUGGCUCAGGACGUUAGGAUUCAGUUAGAGGUGGUGUCGCGAUCCCGCGCUGUGGAGAUUGCUGGCGUGUAUUCAUUAUCGGGUCGACCCGUUUCUCUCGGGUCAUCGGAUUGGAUCCGACUCGGUGAUCUCUACGCGGAGGAAGAGAGAGAAUUCCUCGUGGAACUCAAAGUGCCUGCGGCUUCCGCUGGGUCCCACCACGUCCUGACCGUACGAUCCUCCUAUCGGAACCCCCUCACUCGUGAGCCUUUGAUUCCCGUUGAGCAGGCAAUGCUCGUUCCGCGUCCCCACGCCGUACGAUCCUCGUGCGCCAAGAUCGAACGCUUACGGAACCUCCACGUCACUGCGCGAGCCGUGGCCGAAUCUUCCCGGCUCGCUGAACAUAAUGAUCUCUCUGGAGCUCAUCACUUGCUCUCUUCGGCUCGCGCGCUUCUCUUGCAGUCAAGUAAGCCGGAAGAGGAGUUUCUCCGCUGGCUCGAAGCCGAGCAAGCCGAGCGGCAACGGCGCAGACAGAGGCAAACACAGAGAAACAGUCGUGUUGAAGAGAAGGUGGAGCCGCUUACGCCGACUUCGGCUUGGCGGGCUGCUGAGAGGUUGGCUAAAGUGGCUAUCAUGAGAAAGUCUAUGAACAGAGUUAGUGACUUGCAUGGAUUUGAGAAUGCCAGAUUUUAGUUGUAAUUUUUAUUUUAAAAAUGUUAUUGUGCAUAGAUGAAAAGGAAUUAUUAAUAGAGAAUUGUUUUUUAGAAAUGAGCAUGAGACAAGGAGUAGUACUAGACGACUAGAACCUUUCUGGGUUAAUAAGGAAAGGAAGCGAUAGUGAUGGCAAAGUGAACCCACAUACAUGUAUGACUUGAUUGGGCAUUGUGGCUAGCUGUUUCUUCUCUUUUGUCC
Messenger RNA from Glycine soja, 2590 nucleotides. RefSeq names its product probable E3 ubiquitin-protein ligase EDA40. Bases 323 to 2371 code for a protein of 682 amino acids. Lineage: Eukaryota; Viridiplantae; Streptophyta; Magnoliopsida; Fabales; Fabaceae. The record is from RefSeq and is a predicted model, not a curated record. The transcript is spliced from 2 exons.